This is a messenger RNA of Sinocyclocheilus grahami, 1684 nucleotides long. RefSeq lists its product as uncharacterized. The record is from RefSeq and is a predicted model, not a curated record. The transcript has 5 exons. Lineage: Eukaryota; Metazoa; Chordata; Actinopteri; Cypriniformes; Cyprinidae. Bases 245 to 1438 code for a protein of 397 amino acids.
GCUUUCUACUGUUCUAGAACAUAAGCAAUAUAGACCUGACUGUUUCAGCAUAAUAUAAACAACUGAGGUAAUUGACCAGUAAACGCUACUCGGUGUAAAAGUCUUUAGUAGAAUUGUUUCUCUGUUGGUCGGCUCAUGCUGCAGGUCUCUGGUUCCGGGUGCGGCUCAGAAACAGAUCUCUGACAAACACUCAGGAGUUCAAUAACUCUACGGAUCAUAUUUAUGCACGCAACUCUACAUCAAGAUGAAAAGCGCACUUGCAGUUGUUCUUUUCCGAUUAUGCACGAUCGGUGUCUUUAUUGAUGGAAAAGAAUCAAGUAAUGGAGAGUUAGUGUCAGUUACGGAGGGAGAUUCAGUCACUCUAAAGUCUGGUGUUACUGACAUACAGAAAGAUGACGAGAUUGAGUGGAGGUUCAAUGGAACUCGUAUAGCUAAAAUCAGCAGUGACUCCAGUGAGAUAUGGGUUAAACCUGAUGGGUCAUUCAAAGACAGACUGCUGCUGGACAAUCAGACUGGAGAUCUCAAGAUCAGCAACAUCAGAACCACAGACUCUGGACAAUAUAAAGUAAAGAUCAGCAGCCCCGGAGGGUCCCCCCCAGAGAUGACAUUCACUGUCAAAGUUGUGUCUGCUGAUGCAGUGAAGCCAGUGUCAGUGCUGGAGGGAGAUUCAGUCACUCUACGCACUGAUCCUACUUAUAUACAGAGAUAUGAUGUGAUACGGUGGAGGUUUGAUCAUCAGAACUCUUCUAUAGCUGAAAUCGAUAGAACAGCUGGAAUCUUCAACACAUUUAAUAGUGCUGAUGGGAGAUUCAGAGACAGACUACAGCUGGACAAUCAGACUGGAUCUCUGAACAUCACAAACAUCAACUGCACAGACUCUGGACUUUAUGAAGCUGACAUCAGCAGUACCAGCAGCAGAUACACCCUACACCAUACACAGUCAUUCAAUGUGACUGUCAGCGAUGCAGUGAAGUCAUUGUCAGUGAAAGAGGGAGAUUCUGUUACUCUACCGACUAUUACUGAAAUACAGAAUGUUGAUCUGAUACUGUGGAUGUUUGGGUCCAUUGGCCUAGCUGAAAUCCAUAAAACAGGACAACGAUUCUACAUAUAUGAUGGUGCUGAUGGGAUAUUCAUAAGCAGACUGAAGCUGGACAAUCAGACUGGAUCUCUGAUCAUCACAAACACCAGAACCACAGAUCCUGAAGAUUAUGUACUGAAGAUCAUCAGUAGCAGAUGCACCAUAACCAGGAGAAUCACUGUUACUGUCACUGCUGUUCCAUAUUCAGGUCUGCCUCGAGCUGCUGGAGUAUGGAUUGGUGUUGCUGUUGGUGUUAUUCUGGUGGCUGCAUUAGUUAUAGCUGCUGUUGUGAUGUACUAUCGCCGGCGCAACAGCUCUGAACUAGAAAGACAAAGUAAGUAUCAUACACAAUUUAUGUAAUUGUGAAAAAAAAAAACUAAAAGUCUGCAUAAAGCUGCAUCUCUGUGUGUCUGUAGAAAACUCAAACUUAACACAGUUUCUGCAGAUAUUAUGAUAGAGUUUGAUCUCAACAGCUUUUUCUGCAUGUUUGUGUUUGUAGGAGUGUGAUAUGCCUUUAAAGAUAUUCAAUAUUAAACCGCAUUACAGAAGAAACCCCAUUAAUAUAGAAAUACUCCAAACUAUCUCCAAACUAACAUAAAAAGAGUC